CUUCAAAGUUUCUACCUGUUUCUUCUUGUAUUAUAGUUAUUGCUUGUUCUCGCCGGUCCUAGUUAGAGCUGCUAGUUUCGAUAACGUCACAGGUACACGUCACGCCAUUGUUUCCGGAGGUGUUGUUUACACGCCAGCCAUAGGGUUACAGACUCUAUUGAUCUGCGAAAGUAUGACUUAAAAGUUGAGAACACCUGUGGUGAGAAUCAUUCUGACUGGCACGCGGGGAAGAGGAGACUUAUUCGGCAUCGCAACAUCCGGUACAGAUCUAGAUCGCCAGGUGACUGUUAACUCGAGAUGGCGGGGCCGUGGCCCUUCCUACCGCCUGGCCAGGCCGACCGACACCAGCAGUCAUGGUUGAAGUCGGAGGUGGAGAGGAUUGGAGGGCAUGCAAUGUCCAUGUUUCGACAGGGAGAUUAUUUCAAUGCAGCUCAUCGCUGGUCAGAGGCAAUCAGGUAUGCAGAGCUGCUCGGGCAGAGGUCAACAAUUGCCCAGCUUCUCUUGAACCGGUCCACUUGUGCCCAAAGAAUCGGACGAGAGGAUCUGGCCUUGUCUGAUGCUGAAGAAGCCAUCAGAGCUAAUCCUGCAUGGUUGAAGGGAUACCUCAAGGCAGGUCUUUCCGCUUUCCGGAUGAAGUGCUUUGAUCGGGCCCUUGGCUUAUUCCGUGACGGGUUUCUUAAGGCAGUAGAGCUCAACAGGCCUUCACAGAAAGAGCCGCUAGAUUUUCUCAUCCACAUGGCUGAAGCCAUUCAUUUUCUUCCAGGAGUUCGAGUGGAACACAUACUUCAGACCAUUCGACCUGCCAAACGCCUUCGUACAAUGCUUGUGGAACAGCUAGUAGUGGAAAAAAAGUGGCAUCUGCUACGGGCUGUCUUCUUCGGUGGAGGUGCUGGACACCGGCCAAACAGUGGAGGCAUUGCAACCGGCGGUGACAUGUCAAAAAUCAACCUCGCACCUAUCCUUUGGAUCUAUUGGGCCCAACCACUUCAGUAUAUCCGUGACACCGUCUGUGUUCUCCUCCAGCAUGGAUCUGGAUUGGAAGGCUUCAGCUUGGAGCCAGGAGACACACCCAUGCACGCUCUACUCAAUGUGGAACUGAAGAAAGGUGAUGACAGUUUACAGAUGAUGACACUGGUCUGUGAGUCUCUCACAUCACGAUUCAUCAACGCUCUUAAAGCUACUGAUGCAAAGGGCAAUACCCUACUGCAUGUUGUUACCAUGGCUGAUAGAGAGCGCAACACCAGCAAGAGAUGUGCCUUGCGGGCCAUAGGGCUUUUGCUUGAGGUUGGGCUAGACCCAGACGUUUGUAACACUGAUGGGAAAAAGGCAGCAGAUCACGCUCGAAAAGGAUCUGAUCUCUUUUCCUGCUUGGAAAAUGGACGUGGUGAAGCUCGAGGUGCUUCCAACAGCUUCUCACACCCGCCACCAGCCCAAACACAGCUGCAGCCUGGACCCAGUCAACCACAUGUUCCUUCACAGAUGUCAAAAGCUAAAGUACAAAAGACCAAACUGAAAGCACACAUGACUCCCCUUGACAAGGCCAGGAAGCUCAUUCAAGAGGGAAAAUCCAUGGAUGCUCUGAAGAUCUUCGCACGAACGAUCAGUGAAGCCAAACUAAAGGAGGAUGGUGACAUGACUACAGAGCUUCUCCAAUGUCUGGAAGGCAUAGCACAUGCAAUGGAGAACAUCAAAGGUGUCCCCAGACAAGUUGUUGUUUUGGCACCCCUGUCCAUGUGGCGUGGCACUGUGGCAAAGCUGUCAUCCCAGAAGAAGUGGCGUACCCUUGGGAUGCUCCUAACUGGAGGAGGGAACUACCACAAUGCUGGUGAUGGAGGCCUAGCCACCGGCUGCGACACAACAUGUGUUCCCUUGAUGCAAGUCUUCAGGUUCUUUGAAGGGAAGGAAGGGAAACAAAGUGGUCUGAAGAUGCACAGUGUGAUCAGGGAACUGUUGAAAGGCGGUGCCUCCCCAGACGGUGACGACAGUGACACCCACCCCAUCAGCUACUGUCUGCAGAGUAAGGACUUUGCGACAGUUCAAAUGCUUCUCGAACACGGAGCAGACCUUUCCAAGUUGACACUGCGGGAAGGAGAUACUUCACUACAUGCAGCGGUGCAGAUUGCAAAAGAAGGAAACAGUGGGAUUCUGAAUCUCCUUGACAACAAAGGAGAAGUGGACCAUCGCACCAGGGACUCCAAUGGAAACAGCUUACUUCAUGUUGCGGUCAAAGGAAAAUAUUCAAUGGACGGUGCAAAGCUCUUAGAACGACUUCUUAAGAUGGGUGUUGACCCGUCAGUAAAGAAUAAUGAAGGAAUGACGCCACUUGACUACCUGAAGGAGGGAGAUCGAAGGCGACAGCUUUUGGAACCCCAUAUGAAGAAACAGGAUUCAUCAACAAAGAGUCAGGACAACAAUGCUAAAGAUGCUAAUUCAAAAGGUUCCAAAAUAAUGGAUGAACGAGUAACAAGCGAACAUGCUGGCAAGACUGCAGAUAGCUGGGAGGAUGCAGCAUCUGGGGACAACAACAAGUCUACACAAGCAAAGAGACAGACAUCAUCGUCUCAAGAACAAAAGAAAUCAGCCAGAGAAGACAUUAAAAGCCGGAUACUUGAUUCCAUCUUAACCAUUCCAUUACCAAAUGCUACGGAAACAGAAGAAAGGCUGCUUCGUCGAGUUAGGCAGAAGUCCUACCAGACCACAACCCCAGUAGCCAGCACAAGGCCAAACAGAGACCAAGACAAGCUAGAGAACCGAGAUGAGAAAACCACAGCUGACCCGUCACUAUACACUGUAGCUCAGGAGGCACAACUCCCACAAAGUUGCUGGAAGCCAGAAGAAGGUGAAGAGCUACCAGACACUAGCUAUGAUGUUUUUGACAAAGACCUUCCAUGGGAGGUGGAAUGCACUGACAAGGUGAAGAAGAUUCUGAAGAAGAAGGCUUUUCCGUACGAAGUAAAGAAGCGUGUGGUAGAAAAGGUAAACCGGCUUGCCAAAGGAGAGUGGAUCAAUAACUUGACGAAGAAAGUUCGUGGCCGGCCCCAAGAAGAAGGAAUGCAGUUGUUUGAAGCAAAAAUAGACAAAGCUUCCAGGAUCCUGUGGGAGCUUGCCAUUGCCUUUUCCCCACGACUGAGUGAUAAUCCAAUAGAAUGGUUGAAAGGGGUCCAAGAAGCAGAAGAGUCCACCACCUUGGCACCUGGGGGUCGAAUCUACACUGAGAUCAUCCGAAUCUGGGACAUCGUCCUUGAUCACGACAACCUUGAGCGUGCCAUUGACCAGGCAGUAACAUCAUUCAUGCGGGGUAAAGCCAGCAUGCCCAUCGCAAAGAAGAGUCUCGUCGGAAGUACAAGCCGGCAAUUCAAAUCGGCUCCAGCCACUACAGAUAGGCUUCCAAUGUUGUUUACAGAGAAGGAUAUCACCACCGACAGACCCAAAGAUAUUCCAGAGAAACAAGAACAACAGUUCUUUCCUGCAGCCAGUUCUAACGAGAAUGAGUAUAACAUUCUCAAGUUUUACUGCUUUUCAUCUUCCCUGGUCAACAACAUUCUUCGGGAUGACAGUCUGCCGGUAGAGUUUCCCUUCAAGGUGACUGACUUGGAACAUGCUAUUGUCCAUCUGAAGGCCCAGCCUCCCUCCUCGAUCCUACUACUCGGUCGAAGCGGGACAGGGAAAACAACGUGUUGCCUGUUCCGGCUUUGGUACGCAUAUUUGUCCUACUGGACCAAGAGUGCCGCCCAUGGCUUUGAACCUUGGGUUCCAAAAAGCAAAGCGUAUAUUCAACGACGCAACAAAAUGGAUGACAAAGAUGACGAUGAAGAAGAGGAAGGAGAGUCAGAGAUUAUCCCAGAAGACAGUGGAUCUGAAGAGGAAGUUUGUACAAAAAGCAAAAAGAAAGUCAACGACAAAGACAGCUUGGGUCACCAAACUCAUCAUUCAGAAACUCUAGUGGACUCUUCUGUGCAGAAAAUUGAUGAAGAGGAUGAAUCACUCCACACUGAGAUGACCAAACGUGACUGGAAGGAGCCUGAACCAACAGAGAACCUGGAAACUGGAGAACAGGAGUUUGAGCACCUUCAUCAAAUCUUCGUGACAAAGAAUGCUGUACUGUGUAGUGAGGUUGGAAAGAACUUUCAAGAGCUUUGUCAUGGAACUGAAGCAGCUCAAAAAUACCUAGAAGCCAACCAGGAUGAGAAGAUUCCAGUGAGACUUCAAGAUGUUGAUCCAGCAGGCUUCCCACUCUUCCUCGACUCCAGACAAUGGUUGCUUAUGCUGGACGCCUCUCUGGAAGAGCCCCACUUCUUUAAAAGAGCGGAUGGAGGCCAAGUGGCUGAGGAGGUACCUGGAUGGAUGGAGAAUGAUGGUCCAGCGACAUUCAUCCCUACAGAUUCUGACUUGGAAGAUGACUCAUCUGAUGAUGAAGAAGACAUGGAAGGUGGAAAGGAGCUUGACAAACUAAAAGCUGCAAUUGUUGCAGCUGAAGAUAGUGGCCGACGUCAACAAGAACGUCGUACAAUGAGACAAGAAGUAACAUAUGAGGUGUUCUGCACUGAGUUGUGGAAACGAGUAAAUCGUGGCAAAGUGGACUACCACCCCACCCUGGUUUGGAUGGAAAUCAUGUCUAUCAUCAAAGGCUCUGUAGAGGCUGUUGAAACAAAUGAAGGGCACCUCAGCCGUGAAGAGUACCUUGAAAUUGGCAAGAAGCGUGCUGAGUUUACUGGUGAUCGUGACAAGAUAUACGACAUCUUCCUAGCCUACCAGCAUGAGAAACGACAGCGGCACAUGUUUGAUGAAAUGGACUUUGUGCACAAUCUGUACAAGCGACUUGCUCAUGCCGAGGACGUAGGUUGGUCCAUACAUCAGGUGUAUGUGGAUGAGACGCAGGAUUUCACCCAAGCUGAGCUUGCUUUGUUGAUCCGCUGCUGCUGUGACCCGAAUGAAAUGUUCUUCACAGGAGACACUGCCCAGAGCAUCAUGAGAGGGGUGUCCUUUCGAUUCAAGGACCUCCGCUCGCUGUUUCACAAGGCCAGAGAGUCACUGCAACAGAUGGGGAAGAGGACAGCAGUACAGGUACCCGACAUGUACCAUCUCACACACAACUACCGGUCUCACUGUGGCAUACUCGACCUCGCAGCAGGUGUGAUCAAACUACUGGAGAGCUUCUUUCCCUACUCAUUCGACCACCUGCCAAAGGAUCGAGGCAUCAUGGAAGGUCCAAAACCCCUUUUACUGCAGGGAUGCUCACAGAAGGACCUCGUCACCCUUCUACAAGGAAACCGUCGAGCAACAUCCACCAUUGAGUUUGGAGCUCACCAAGUUGUCCUGGUGGCAAAUAACGAGGCAAAGGAGGACAUGCCAGAUGUAUUCCGUGGAUCUCUGGUCCUCACCAUCUACGAAUCAAAGGGGCUAGAAUUUGAUGAUGUGUUACUGUACAACAUCUUCAAGGAUUCACAGGCAGAUGAAGAAUGGAGGGUUGUGUUGACUUGUAUGGAUGAGGAUGAAGUCAAGGCUUCCAACACAGAGCCAUGGGAGAAAUCAGAAGGAUUGCUGAAGAUUGCUAAUGACCAAAGCAGUGCUGUUGCACAGGCCAGGCCUCUGGACUUCAAUCCAGAGAAGCACAAGGUGUUGAACUCUGAGCUAAAGAACUUAUACACUGCCAUCACCCGUGCGAGGGUGAACGUCUGGAUCUUCGAUGAGGACACAGCUAAGCAUGCGCCAAUGUUCAAGUAUUUCCUUGAAAAGCAAUUCGUCGAAGAGCCACAAAGGGAUGAGCUAGGUCAGCUUUCAUCCAGCGUCUUUGUGAAAGAGUCCACACCUGAAGAAUGGUGUCAGCGUGGUGAGUACUUCUACAAGAAGGAGAGAUGGGAAAUCGCAGCAGACUUCUUCAAGAAAGGAGGAGAUGAGAAGAAAGCUAAGAUGGCCUUGGCACAGCAUCUUGCUCAGCAGGCCAGCCAAGAUGCCACCAUGACAAGAGAGAAGCACAGGAUAAGACAGAGGUUCCUAGACUCAGCGGAUCUAUUCCUACAAAGUGGAAAUCACGUGGAUGACAGGGAGGCCCUAGUCAGAGCAGCCCGCUGCCUCACCAACUCAAGGGACUACCGCCUUGCUGCUCAGCUGUUUGAACGACUUGGGGAGUUUUCAAGUGCUGCACAUCUGUACCAGAGAGAAAGCAUGAAGGUGGAGGCCAGUCGCUGCUUCGUACAGGCCGGAAACUUCAAGAAGGCGGUAAAUUUCUUACGAAGUGUUGAUGAGUUUGAAGCUGCAGCCAAUGUGUCCCAACAGUACAUCCAGUUGCAAAGCAAGUGCAAGCAGGAGGGACUGAAUCCAACUGUUGUAAUGACAGCACCCAUUCAAACGCCAGAUAACCUUCUCCUUGAAGCCAUUGCCCACUACCACAGGCACGGAGAAGAAGACAAGAAGAUAUCUUGCCUAAAUCGCCUACCAGUUGAUACCCGCCUGACGUUCUUCACACAGCAUGGCUAUGUAAAGGAAGCAGCAGAGCUACUGAAGAAAGAAGGAAGGGGUCAGGAAGCAGCCGAGUUGCUGAAAUCAGUGGGAGAUUUUGAAGCUGCCGGCAAAGCUGCAGAUCAAGACCAAAAUCCCCAGUUUGUAGCUGAGUGUCUCCUCAUUCAAAGUCGCAAGCAGAGGAAGGAUGCCACCGACAACAUCCAAGAAACCAAGGAUAACUUGAUAACAUGUAUGGUCCUAUACCAGAAGAGUGGCAACAAUGAGGCAAGAGCUGAAGCUAUGAUGAUGCUUGGAGACUUGACAGAUGAUCACACUAUGCUAAACAGUGCAAUCAAGCACUUUGGUAACAAUACUGCUGGAGCACUGGAAGCAGCUGCCUUGCUAGUGAAUAGGAAGAAGACCUUGACAUUCGGAGAUAUUCGUCUCAUCCUGACUCUCUUGGAAGAUGUCUUCAGCCUGAUAAGAGCUCUACUGGUCGCCAGCAGGCGACACAAAGUCAAAGAUCACCACUGGGUAAAGGCAUGCGAGCUGUUCUAUGGCGUGAAACGUACAGACGUCAGCAGUGCAACAUUCUCAUCAUCAGAAGAGCCACGUAUCUUUGAUGCCUUGGACUUUUCUGGGAGAAGCAAGUCUACAACAAAGGUGGACAUUGAGACAGCAAGAGCAUGCAUGGCCGGGGAUCUCCUCAGAAACGUAGAUCAGCUGAAAGAGGGGCUGACAAAGAAGUUACGGUCUAUCGUAACAAGCUGUCAAGUAUGCUGUAUGUAUACUGCUGGACUGAGCUGUCCAAAAGGAGAUGUAUGCGCUUACCUACACCAUCCAUAUGACAAGGGUACUCUGAAUUCGCUCCUGCAAGCAACAAUAUAUCUCAUCAAAGUCCAAGGACUCUUUGACCUGGGAUAUGAGCAAAUAAAGGACAGUAAGUGGGAGAGGGUACAACAAGCUGUUGCUUCUCACAAAGAUCGCGGUGCAGAUAAAAGCAGGUUGUGUGAUGACCUGUACAGUAUCCUCUUCCCGACACACGGCCAUCAGAGGAUUCUCACCGAGAACUUUAGGACAGCUAAGGAUGUUUUCCACAAGUUUCAGGGAGAUGCAAUUGUCAUGUCAUGCAUUCGAGACUAUGCCCAGUCUCUCUGGGAGUCCGCCAGUCACAGUGACAAAAGAUCAAACACAGACCUCCUGAUCAAGAUUGCCAACCUGUUUCGACUAGCCAAAGAUCCACCAGUUGGAAACUUGCAAAGAUCCACCUUUGCAAGUUUACUUGCUUCUGCUGAGGAAGGGUACAAGAAGUGGGCAAUGAAAAGACACCAUCCAGAGAAGAUACCUCGACACAUUGGCAUGUGCUGCAAUAUGGUGGGCCCAAGUCAUCUGUUCUUCAGUUUCAUGAGAAGAAUGGAGGAAUUCAUCGAAAACAUCUACCAAAGAGAAAACAUUCUCUCUUCAAUUGACAACAUGAUGGCCUUCAUGGGUUUACUGGCAAAAAGGGCAUUGGAGCCACUGAUUCCAUCUUUUGCUAACACUUGCUUCUUCAUGGAGCUGCUUGUUGUAAUCUGUUACUCCAUAUAUGCCAAGAUGAACCAGCACGAGCUACUAUGUCUCCCUGCCAGCUACAUCUCUAUGGUUCAUAUGUGUGAUCGACUGUGGAGCAGAGGUAAAGGCUGUAUCUAUUCGGCCAUCCAACAGCUUCCCUACAAGAAGGAUGAGAUCCUUGGGAAGGUUAACAACUGCAUUUGGUUCAUCAUAGACACCAUUUGCCAAAGUCAGAAAUUCCCUGAUUUCAAUGCCAUUGAUGAUGCUUUCCGUCCAAACAUCCCUGACUAUGCAGAAAGCGGCGAGAUGGAAAGAGUCUUCAUUCUGGCCUUAGUGCUGAUUUGUGGUUGUGGUGGCCCUGUUCCAAAGAAUGCUGAGGUACCUUUGCGGAAAGCCCUGUACAAGAUUGGCAUCAAGAAGCACUUUCCAAAGCGACUUGCAGACGCCACCAGAGGAAUGAGAUCAGCAAAAGGAAUACGGGAUGUUGUGUUACUUCUGCAAGAGCUACUGAAGGCCCGCGACCAGGAAUACCUUCGUCACUGCUGUUGGAAGUACCCAGACAGAAUGACAAGGGGCAUCUACAGGGGGCUUAACUUCGAUCAAGUGAAGCCUGAUAUGUUCAUCGGGGGAUUUUGGCGGAAGAUAACGAUGGAGUUCCACUUCUACGAUGAUGAUGCUGUAAGCCAUGCCAAUGACAGCUCAGCCCAAUCCCAUGAUGACGAUGUUGUAACUCCUGCCAAUAGUAACUCAGUAAGUGCCCAUGCACAAACUGACAGAAACCAAACGUCUAACAAUGUCCUUGUGCCACAGGGUAGUGCAGACAUUUCAGAAGUUGCUGAAGAAAAUGCUUCACAGGUCAGUGAGGAAGAUGACUUGAUUCCUAGACAAGACGAAGAUGAUGUCAUUGUUGAAGAUGAAUUCGAAGAGGAAGUUGAUGAUGGCACUCUGGUUAUGGAUGAUCCAACACUUGCAGAAGGCCAGGAUCAUAGAAACAUGUAUGAGAAGAUUUUGCAACAACAAGCUGAGGAGCGCCGACAGUCGGCAGCGUGCAAAAUUCAACAGUUUUGGCGCACACAUCGCAAGGUGGGGAUGAUGGAGACUCCAACACACGGAACUGUGCACAUUGCAAUUGACCGUCAAAUGUCAGUGGAACAGGAUGACCUGCGUGAAUUCAAAGUUGACAACACGGGGUGCCGCAUCUGCGGUGUCACUUUUGAGUCUCGUCCACAUAUCCGAGAUGAUGUGGAAGAACAGGAGGAAGGUCAGGAAAGGAAUACCUUCGAGGAAGCGUGGGAUGCAGACCCUGAUGGGAUGAAAGCAGAGGAGGAGGAUGUUGACAAGCGAGAUAUCAUUACUCGCGAGAAGCAUUUGCAGGACCCAAUGCAUUCCGCGAAUCUCAGUGAGUUUGGUCACUUCAAGCAAUUCUACACUUCAGAUGUGGCUAGGGUCCGGAAGCGGUAUGACAAGUUCAUAUCUGAAGCUAACGAUGACAAGGGAAAUGAAGGAGCUGUCAUGUCUGAAGUUCAAAAGGUAAACACAGCACACAACUCACUUCAAAAGUUACUAGAGAAGAUCAAAGAUGAAUGCACUUGGAACAAACGACAAGAUGCCUACAAAGCACUUCACGCCCUCCAAGAUGCCCUUGUUGCAUUUCGGAGCGUAAAGCGUCUCAUAGAGAGACAGGCUGAUGAAGAGGAGGCGUCGGUGGCCUUUGUGGAUGAAGAAGCUGAAGAGUUUCGCAACCUUGACGAAGAUGACUUCAUCGCUGUGGGUGGGAAGAAACAGCGCGCAAAGGGCAAGGGUGGUCGUCAAAGGAAGAAGAGAAUCAAAAAGAGUCAGAAGUAAAUGCACCAAUGACAAGCACAACUGUAAGACUUUUGUUGACAAAUGAAGAACUUCAAUGUCAGCUUGGAUUUGAAGAUUAAGAAAGUUUAUCUUACCUUGAAAGAGAAGUAUCAGAAUAGCUGGCCUCCUUUCUUUGAUUUGAUAUUCAAUAGUCUGUCAUAAUUUGUGGUGAAUAUAUCUACACUAGAGCUAGUGUUAGACUAAUAUUAACAUCGUAAAAAAAUCUUUCAUCUAAAAUAGCAAGAGAUAAAAGGAAACUAUAUUUUAGAUAUACUAGUAUGUAGAUCUGUCUACUAUAGAUAUUUGUCUGACACAUUUUUUAUUAUGUUGUCCCUUCUGUCCAGAUCUCUAUUGUAUUGGCUGUAUAUCCUCCGUUCAGUGUAACACACUAAUCCAAACUUGACUUAAAUGUCCCUGUGAUUCUAGUAAUGAUGUUUUAUUUUUUAGACACCUUUUCAAACCAGGAAAUUUGGUAAAAUGUUCAGUUGUUCUGGACCAAAUGAUGUCACAGCAAGAAUAUACUUUUAAAUGCCAAUGAAUGCUACUCUAUGCAAAAUCUCAGGCCUAUUCUGAUUCCAUAAAUUUUAGAGACAUUCCAAUAUUUGAGUGUGUACUUGAGUGUGUUUGUGUGAUCCCAACAUAAAGGACUUGAAGUAGCAUACAAUUCAAUAUGUUUUGGUGCCAUAUUUGAAAUAAAUUCUCUUGAUAUAU
Branchiostoma belcheri (Belcher's lancelet) is the source of this 10548-nucleotide messenger RNA. Its product is annotated as TPR and ankyrin repeat-containing protein 1-like. NCBI's taxonomy places the organism in Eukaryota, Metazoa, Chordata, Leptocardii, Amphioxiformes, Branchiostomatidae. Gene Ontology annotation, molecular function: protein binding; ATP binding. The record is from RefSeq and is a predicted model, not a curated record.